Habropoda laboriosa is the source of this 2351-nucleotide messenger RNA. RefSeq names its product OTU domain-containing protein 7B-like. Gene Ontology annotation, biological process: protein K11-linked deubiquitination; protein K63-linked deubiquitination; protein deubiquitination involved in ubiquitin-dependent protein catabolic process. Gene Ontology annotation, molecular function: cysteine-type deubiquitinase activity; K63-linked polyubiquitin modification-dependent protein binding; DNA binding. The record is from RefSeq and is a predicted model, not a curated record. The transcript is spliced from 8 exons. Gene Ontology annotation, cellular component: cytoplasm; nucleus. Bases 297 to 1955 code for a protein of 552 amino acids. Lineage: Eukaryota; Metazoa; Arthropoda; Insecta; Hymenoptera; Apidae.
GCGCAACAAUAAUAAUUCGCUUCUCGCCCUUCUACUAGCCAGUUUCGAGGCUGAGUGCUCUAGGUUAUGUUGUGUUUAUAUCACCGCCCGUGCAAAAAGAUUCUUGACCGUUUUCAUACGUUGUGGAUAGCCUUUGUAAGAUAGGCUUCGGCACGAGCACCGUGGUACGAAAUAUGAGAGAAUAUACGGGCAUCUCGUGCGUCGUAGACCAAUUAGAAUACCAUUUAACGAUACUAUACCGCAACGCUCCACUGCACUAAUUCAAUAUACGGGCCAAGGUGCAAUAAGACAGUGUAAUGAACGUAGGACUAUCUGCAUACGAUGGUUUGGAGAAAGAGUCAAGCUCUAAUAAUGCAUUGGAAAGUGGAGGAGGAACUACAAAGAAGCUGGCUAGAGGUAUAUCUCGAGCAACUGAAAAUGCAGCCAUUGUCUCGUAUGCUCGUUCUCAAUUAGCUACUGUAGGAUCUUUAGAUACUCCAGAAUUCACAUUCUCACUCCCUGAUUUGACUGUAUACCCAGAUUCAUUUCGUCAGUUUUUGGAAAAAGAUCUGAUAGAAGGAGGUUGUUUAACUUCCCUGGAGGCUGCAGGUCGUUUAAAUUGGUGGUGUGGCUAUAAAAAUGGAAGUAGCAGAGUGUUAUGGCCUUUGGCAACAUCUGGAGAUGGCAACUGCCUUCUACAUGCAGCUUCUCUUGGCAUGUGGGGCUUUCAUGAUAGGCUCCUCACACUAAGAGAAGCACUGCAUAAUACUCUGGCCAAAGGAGAGUAUAGACAUGCUUUGUUCAGAAGGUGGAAAUGGAGACAAAUGGGCUUAAAUGCGGCUGCAGGAUUGUCUUAUACAGAAGCAGAAUGGUUAACAGAAUGGCAAACUAUUGUAGAUAUGGCUUCUCCUAUAUUCAGAAACCAAACUGCUACUUCUUACCAAAGUCUCGAAGAAGUACAUGUAUUAGCUUUAGCACAUGCUUUGAAGAGACCCAUAAUAGUCAUAGCAGAAACCAUGUUAAAAGAUGCAGAAGGUGUAGCCUUAGCACCAAUUCCAUUUGGUGGAGUCUAUCUACCAUUAGAAGUACCUCCAUCGCGUUGUCAUAGAACCCCAUUACUUUUAGCGUACCAUUCGGCGCACUUUUCUCCUCUUGUUACCGUAGAUGGAUCGAGUGAUUUCGAUGGUUGUAAUGAAGGAGUUAGCAUACCUCUUGUGGACCCAGAUACAGGUCAAUUAUUACCAGUUUUGUUCGCGGUAGAUCCCGGACCUGAUUGGGACUGGGAAGAAGGAUCUCGAGACUUAUUAACUUGCCAACAAGAUACGAUGGAAAUUUUAUUAAGACAAUACUUAGAUUGUGAGUACCAAAAUUUCACAUCGGAAGAAAUUGAAAGAUUGUCUGAUACGGACGGUUCACUUUCUAAAACAGCAAAACAAUUACUGGGAGUUGCUAAACAAUUCGGGUCGAUUGGAAAAUCCGUUAGUAAAAGACUGUGGUCCAUAACGAAAAGACCAAAGAGCCUGCCACCAACGGCGGGCGGACUUUCUACGGAAGGUUUAUUAUGUGUAAGAAUCAGAAGUAGACGUCAUCAAUACGUGGAUCAAAUGCUUCAAAAUUACCUUCAAUGUGCUCACGCAAGGUACCUGCAGGAUCAUAAAGUUGACGAAACUGGUAGCGAAAUGCAUUAUGGUGCUGGCAAAUCCAAAUUUUAUGCCGCCAGUGAUCGAGAUAGCCAUGCUAGCGUUAGCAAAUUAUUACCCACCAAUCCCAAUAAAGAUCGUACACUUUACCUUUCAAGAUCAACCUUUUAUAAGGACCAAGCAGCUGGUAAAUCGGGGCCAGAAUUAUGGAGUAACAGCAGCAGUAGUUUAGCAGAUAUCGUUAAAGAAUGUCGUAACGAGCAGUGCCCAUUUUUCGGUUCGGCAGAAAAUGAUUAUUACUGUUCACAGUGUUGGGCAAAUCGACGUUAUCGCUGAAUAAUAUGUCUCAGCGACAUGUGACAAUAAUAACUCUUUAAUAUUGCUCGAAUUAAACCAAGUAUAAUCGGAUUUAGACGUAACACUAGCCAUUUUAAAAGGCCGCUUGGAAAAAAAUAAUUGACUCGCCAGAUUUUCUUCUUCUUGCUAUGUUAAUUCAUUCUAUUUCAUAUUUGGUUUGAGAGAUUGGAUGACAUGCUAGUGAUCGUUGUGUCUUGCGACAAUAAAAACGCUUCCUUCGUACUGUUGAUAGAAACAUUAAUGAAGACAUCAAUGCUGACUGUAGUAGUAUGCAAGUUACAAAUGAUGUACAAAGUUAAGACAAAAUUAAUAUUUAUACUAAGGCCGCUAUUACAAUGGCAGCAAGAGAGAGAAUGAUCUUAUUGCACUUGUCAU